Verticillium nonalfalfae is the source of this 2730-nucleotide messenger RNA. RefSeq lists its product as uncharacterized. NCBI's taxonomy places the organism in Eukaryota, Fungi, Ascomycota, Sordariomycetes, Glomerellales, Plectosphaerellaceae. The transcript is spliced from 19 exons. Bases 1 to 2730 code for a protein of 909 amino acids. The record is from RefSeq and is a predicted model, not a curated record.
AUGAAGUCUACUUUGAAGCUCCUCCUUAUGCUCCUGUCCAUUUUCAUGGUACAGGGGGCACUGGCUGCUGCUGCUGCUGUUGACCCACGGGGUGAAGUCACUUGCCCAUACGCUCAGAAAUGCGACACCAAAUGCUGUCAGCCUGACGAGAAAUGCCAGUAUGGCCAAUGCACUAAGAUUAACACCUGUCCGACAGCCCAGAAGUGUGGAGAUGCCUGUUGCACUACAUCUGAGACAUGCGAAUAUGGUCAGUGCAAGACGAAGCCCGUCUGCUCCGUCGAGAAGACCUGUGGCAAGGCCUGCUGCAAGGAUGAUGAGACUUGCGAGUAUGGGCAGUGCAAGAAGAAGCCUACCUGCUCUGUCGAAAAGACCUGCGGCAAAGCUUGUUGCAAGGAUGACGAGACAUGCGAGUACGGCCAAUGCAAGAAGAAGCCCGUUUGUGCCGUCGAGAAGACUUGUGGCAAGGCCUGUUGCAAGGAGGACGAGACAUGUGAAUACGGCCAGUGCAAGAAGAAGCCUACUUGCUCUGUCGAGAAGACUUGUGGCAAGGCUUGUUGCAAGGACGACGAGAAGUGCGAGUACGGCCAAUGCAACAAGAUCCCUGUGUGUCCUGUCGAAAAGACCUGCGGCAAGGCUUGCUGUAAAUCCGACGAGAAGUGCGAGUACGGCCAAUGUACUAAGAUUCCCGUAUGCCCUGUCGAGAAGACCUGCGGAAAGGCCUGCUGUAAGGCGGAUGAAAAGUGCGAGUACGGAGCAUGCCAAAAGAUUCCCGUGUGCCCUGUCGAGAAGACGUGCGGUAAAGCCUGCUGCAAAUCCGAUGAGAAGUGCGAAUAUGGGGAAUGCAAGAAGAUUCCUGUAUGCCCCGUCGAGAAGACAUGUGGCAAGGCUUGCUGCAAGGCCGACGAGAAGUGCGAGUACGGUGAAUGCAAGAAGAUCCCCGUAUGUCCUGUAGAGAAGACCUGUGGAAAGGCUUGUUGCAAGGCCGACGAGAAGUGCGAAUACGGCGAAUGCAAGAAGAUCCCCGUAUGUCCUGUAGAGAAGACCUGCGGAAAGGCUUGCUGCAAAUCAGACGAGAAGUGCGAAUAUGGCGAGUGCAAGAAGAUUCCGGUCUGUCCUGUCGAGAAGACAUGCGGGAAGGCUUGCUGCAAGGCCGAUGAGAAGUGCGAAUAUGGCGAGUGCAAAAAGAUCCCCGUCUGUCCCGUCGAGAAGACAUGCGGAAAGGCCUGCUGCAAGGCGGACGAGAAGUGUGAGUACGGCGAAUGCAAGAAGAUCCCGGUCUGCCCAGUAGAGAAGACGUGCGGCAAGGCCUGCUGCAAAGCCGACGAGAAAUGCGAAUACGGCGAGUGCAAGAAGAUUCCCGUGUGCCCAGCCGACAAGACCUGUGGAAAGGCUUGUUGUAAGUCCGACGAAAAGUGCGAAUACGGCGAGUGCAAGAAGAUCCCCGUGUGCCCCGUGGAGAAGACGUGCGGCAAGGCCUGCUGCAAAUCGGACGAAAAGUGCGAAUACGGCGCCUGCACGAAGAUUCCCGUCUGCCCGGCCGACAAGACCUGUGGCAAGGCCUGUUGCAAGUCUGACGAAAAAUGCGACUACGGCGUCUGCACGAAGAUUCCCGUCUGCCCUACUGACAAGACCUGCGGCAAAGCCUGCUGUAAGUCGGACGAGAAGUGUGAAUAUGGCACUUGCACGAAGAUUCCGGUAUGCGCAGCCGACAAGACCUGCGGAAAGGCCUGUUGCAAGGCCGACGAGAAGUGUGAGUAUGGUGUCUGUAAGAAGAUUCCUACUUGCCCUACCGAGAAGACUUGCGGCAAAGCCUGUUGCAAGGCCGACGAGAAGUGUGAGUAUGGUGUCUGCAAGAAGAUUCCUACUUGCCCUGCCGAAAAGACCUGCGGAAAGGCUUGCUGUAAAUCCGACGAGAAGUGCGAGUAUGGCAUCUGCAAGAAGAUCCCCGUCUGUCCCGUCGAGAAGACGUGCGGCAAGGCCUGCUGCAAAUCCGACGAGAAAUGCGAGUACGGCCAGUGUAAGAAGAUUCCUACUUGCCCUGCCGAAAAGACCUGCGGAAAGGCCUGCUGCAAAUCCGACGAGAAAUGCGAGUACGGCCAGUGCAAGAAGAUCCCUACUUGCCCUGCCGAAAAGACAUGCGGCAAAGCCUGCUGUAAGUCGGACGAGAAGUGCGAGUAUGGCGUCUGUAAGAAGAUCCCCGUCUGUCCCGCCGACAAGACCUGUGGAAAGGCCUGCUGCAAAGCCGACGAGAAGUGCGCGUACGGCCAGUGUCAGAAGAUCCCGACCUGUCCCGCCGAGAAGACGUGUGGCAAGAACUGCUGCAAGAAGGGCGAGGAGUGCAAGUACGGCCAGUGCAAGAAGAUCCCGACGUGCCCGCGAUACAAGAUCCAGUGCGGCCGGGACUGCUGCGACCACAACGAGCGGUGCGAGUACGGCGUCUGCAAGAAGAAGGUCACGUGCCCGCGGUGGAAGAUCAAGUGCGGCGACCAGUGCGUGAACAAGUGGACGGACGAGAAGAACUGCGGCAAGUGCGGCAAGCAUUGCAAGACGGGCUGGACGUGCAAGAACGGCAAAUGCGUUCCCCCCACCUGUCCCUAUGGCCUGACGCGGUGCGGAUGGGACUGCGCCAACCUCAAGUGGGAUGACGGCAACUGCGGCAAGUGCAACAACAAGUGUCGCUACGGCGAGGCCUGCAGGAACGGCCAGUGCAAGAAGAAGAACCACUACUGA